Staurois parvus is the source of this 805-nucleotide messenger RNA. NCBI's taxonomy places the organism in Eukaryota, Metazoa, Chordata, Amphibia, Anura, Ranidae. The record is from the annotation of a GenBank genome assembly.
GCGCGUCGCCGCCUGCGGCUAAGUAAGAGCGGGAGCGCGCCUGGUCGGCUUGAGGCGCGCAGGCAUGGCUAUGGCUGCGCUGAGUGCGGUGAUCCCCGGGCUGGCAGUGUGAGAGCCUUCGCCGGGCACAACAUGGAGGACGUCAAGCUGGAGUUCCCCGCCCUGCCACAGUGCAAGGACGACCAGGAGGACUGGAGUUACCCUAUGAGACGGGAGAUGCAGGAAAUUCUACCUGGCUUGUUUCUGGGUCCAUAUUCUGCAGCAAUGAAGAGCAAGCUCCCAAUUCUUCAGAAAUAUGGAAUAACGCAUAUAAUCUGCAUAAGACAAAGUAUUGAAGCAAACUUUAUCAAACCAAACUUUCAGAAUUUAUUUAGAUAUUUAGUGCUGGAUAUUGCAGACAACCCAAUUGAAAACAUUAUACGUUUUUUUUGCUAUGUCAAAGGAAUUCAUUGACGAGUGUUUACACAGUGGAGGAAAAGUUCUCAUCCAUGGCAAUGCAGGGAUUUCAAGGAGCGCUGCCUUGGUUAUUGCAUAUAUUAUGGAAACGUUUGGUAUAAAAUACAGGGAUGCUUUUACAUAUGUGCAAGAAAGAAGGUUCUGCAUUAAUCCCAAUGCUGGAUUUGUUCACCAACUUCAGGAAUAUGAAGCCAUCUAUCUAGCAAAAUUAACCAUUAAAAUGAUGUCACCUCUGCAAUUAGGAAGGAACUUUUCUAUACAAUCUGGUGCUACAGGAAGCCUAAAAAGGACACAUGAAGAGGAAGAUGAACUUGGAAAUAUGCAGGUGUCGGCAGCUCAUGAUGCGUAA